AUGGAUUUCAUGACAGCAGACGCACCUGCGAAGCGUCGACCAGGCAGGCCCAAGGGAUCAAAAAAUAAGCCGAAUGCUGGGACGAAGGGAAGGCCGGUUGGUCGCCCGAGGAAGCAGCCACCUGUAUUUGGAGAGCCUAGUGGGGCCUCCGAUAAUUUUGCAGGAUCUGCCGGAAUCAACAAAUAUGCGACUUGUUCUCCACUCGCAUCCGCAACGCCUCGAAUUAGUGCAAACCCAACUAGAGUGCAAGUCGAAGGGGAAAUUCAACCACUUCAAACUCGAACGGUUUCAUCAUCGACACCGGUAACUUCACAAAAUGCAGAGGUUAGCACUAACACGAUGGAUGACAUUCCAACAGCAAGCCAACCAUCCGUGCAUGUGCACGCAUCUGACCUGUACACAACACGUGCCAGUGCGUUUGCUACAACAUCAGCAUCUCUUCACGAGUCCGAGCCUUUUUGCACCCCCCGGCCCACAGCAUCAUCCCCCAUACUCUCCGGUUUAACUUCCCUACUCGCUGCAGCACCAGCCCUACAAGGCCUGACUGAGCCCCUUCCGGAUGUGACCAUUGCGCAAGGGUUUGCACGCUCCCAUGGAUGUCGGCUUCGGUGCAGCAAUUCAGACUCGCAACUUACUGACAUUACGCGGAAGACUCUGAACUGGGCUAUGAAAGAUUUGCAACAUCACGCAGAGCAUUCGCGCUCUGUAGCACCGGUGUCAGUCACGGCUGAGCCCACACCGACAUCUUCCAUCACUCAGACCCUCCCGGCAGCCGUAUCACCCUCGGUGCCACUUGAGGCUGCGUCCAUGUCAGGUGAUGCCAGUGAUGACAUUUUCGAAAGGGAGCAUGACAAUAUCGACUCGGUGCUUGGGCUCGCGGACGAGUCCAAUGAUGAUCUAGAUGCACGUCCACUGUCCGGUGAUGACGAAAACGUUGAGGAUAGCGACAUGACAGCAGGUCGCCCUCACAAAGCACGAGCGAAGACCUCACUGCCAACAUGGCUGGCGAACGAUUACAAGGAUGUAUGCCAGACGCUGCGAGAAGAGAUCGUAUCGGCAGGAAAGCCUGUUUGCUAUCAAGCUGGGCAGUUUAUGCUGUGCCCGAAACAGCCAGUAUUUGCCGCAGAAGCUUCAUUCCAGCUUUCACCAGCAAUCUUUUACUCACCACAAUUUUUUGUAUGGCUGCUGCACCUGUUCCAUAGGAUCCCAUGCCCUGCAUGUAAGGUGGCUGGACGGCUUCAAAAGAACUCAUCUUUGGUUUUUCUCCGACGUCUCACGUGGUCAAACAGUCCCCGUCGUGUUGUCGAUCUCAAGUACAAUAUCUUUAUUAUAGGUUAUCGAUACUACUGCGGCCACCCAGACUGUCACAAAACAUACCAGAGCUGGUCACCUGACAUUCUGAACGUUCUUCCGGCUCCGCUCGCGCAGCAAUUCACCUUUCAUCUUACUUAUCAAAAUGGAUUAUCGGAUCAAGUUGUCGCCCUCUUGCGACUAUGUUUUCAGCGAGGACUAGGCCCUGUACCUUUUGCGGAGACACUGAGAACGAUGCAUGUACGACACUUCGAUCGCCUUCAUCUUCAAUAUCUCGAGAUGGUCAAGUUGUGCAUGCUCGCUGUUAAAACUGGAUUACUUGCACUGCAUGAAGAGUUUGGUGCCUGGGAUGACCCAAAAGGUUAUGCAGGUUAUGUCCCCUCAGCAAAAUAUCUUCACAGUUUCUAUGAUAUGCACAUUGAGAGCCAUGCUCCAGAAAUGGAUCAGUACACCGCAAUGCUUCCAGCAUGUGUUCUGAGCAUUGAUCAUAGCCAUAAGGUUCCAAAGCAUCUCGGAAAGGUGAAUGGCGAGGCCGUUUUUGGUGCACUGCAUACCGUUGUCAACGAGUAUGGAGAAUGUCGUGCCAUCAACUUCACACCAACAAAGGCUCACGAUCAGUUCAUGCCUGCAUUAUCACUCAUUCCUCACUCACUACGGAAGUAUGGUCAUACUGACGUGGAGCUUGUCUUCACUGACAAUGUGCAUGGGGACAAAGCGGAGCUUGAGCGGGUAUUUCCAUCUCUGUCGUCUCAGGUCUCUCCUGUGCCAAGUACAUCACAAACACACCUGGCACUUCCUAAUCUGUGGACUGUGGUCAUCCUGAGCCACACCUAUCAGCCAAUAUAUACCUAA
This is a messenger RNA of Sparassis crispa, 2163 nucleotides long. RefSeq lists its product as hypothetical. The record is from RefSeq and is a predicted model, not a curated record. The transcript is spliced from 7 exons. Lineage: Eukaryota; Fungi; Basidiomycota; Agaricomycetes; Polyporales; Sparassidaceae. The coding region runs from base 1 to 2163 and encodes 720 amino acids.